UACCUCCUUGCUCCAAGUCUAGGUUCAGCAUAUUUUACAACACUCACCUCCUGUCCACCCAGCCCGUUGAGUAAUUAGACAUAUCCGCCAUGAGCCGCAAGAGUAGGCGCCUCCAGGCAAUGAAGUCCUAGGAUUGUUAUGGGCUGGACGAGUCCGAGAACAUAGAAUCGGAGGACAAAGAAGUGACAGAGGAUAGGUCUGAGGCUAAGGCUGUAAAGAAGAGUAGGUCAACGGGGAAGGCUCCAAUCGCGGGAGACGGCCCGUCAGCUCCGUUCGCCGUCACCACACGCGCAGAAUGUCUGGAGAAGGUGGGCGAGGUGGCCGACAUCAUCAUCGACUUCACCAAAGGCUAGAAGCCCCUUUUGCCCACGAAACGUGGACGACAAACCGUUCUUAAAUUGCAACACUUCCCCACGAAACUGCUCUUUAACCAGCACUGCCAGCAAGCGUCCGUCACUGUUCUGGAUGCAAUGCACAUGCAGGAUGAGUGCGAAAUCAGCAUCACCAUUAUCGACUUCCACCUCGUAGCAUCAAGAAGCCAACGCUCGAGUGGGGAAGGACCUGGCUCGCGCUGGACAGCGCUGCAUACACGUCAUGCUGUCUGCGCCGCACCCUGGUCAGCUCCACGGACAACGCCAGGGUACUUGAUUUUGACUACUUGCUCGUCCUUGUGGUAACACAGUAAGUGAUGAAUUUGGGGCAGCAAAACCUAAUAUACCCCUCGAGUUAGACCCCCAUGGUAUUAGGGACACUGAGCCGUGGUAUUCUGAAGUUUAGUAUCCUUAGGUCCCUUUGAAUGCAAGCCUCCGCAUGUCCGCCACUUCAGUCUGGUAGUUGUGAAGGACCGGGGCCUGCUCAAACUCCCAGAUCCACCAAACGACCUGGCCAAGAAGUCAGUGGCUGUGCUGUACGACUCUUCAGGCAAUCACCGGGCAAUGGCCGACGACAUCUUUGACAAAAUCAUGCAGUAAGUUGGAUGACAAGAUCGCCCAGACUUCGACACCGAAUGGGUUAAAGCCCGCGCGCCUUUCGUCAUCAUGCAGCCACGCUCAUAUCCCAUGCGCAGGUUGCUAGGACUUGCCGUCCAGGCAUCAGGGUCAACCCUUAGCAAGGAGGCCCACCCUCGGCGCCCUGCUCCGGGAUGCUGUGGGUGAGAUCGACAACAACCAGUCCCGCAUCAAGCAGAUGGAGAACCUGGUCGUCAGUCACGACCUGAAGUUCGAUGAGGUCAUGGAGGGGUACUCGCGCAUGCAGCACGAGCUCAUCAACCUCCAGCGCUUGGUGCGGGAGCUGGCAGCUAGCGGAGGGCGUGCGCCUGUGGAAGAAGGGGGGGCCAUCAGAGACAUGUGCCCGGGGGGCCUUGGAGCUAGUUCUUCAGGCGCGCAGCCAUCAUGCCCACUCGACGCCGCCAAGGGCGGCGCUUUGCAGAAGGCUAUGGAUGCGCUCGAGGGUCUCACUGUGGCAGGCGACAGCCCCCAUGGCACACCCACCAUCAGACCCACCGCCCCACCAAUGCCUGUAGGGCGUGCUGCACUCUAUCCCCGGCCAGCGGUCUUGGAGGCAGCGUCAAUCUCUGUAGCAGCCCAUCCCCCUUCCCCCCCACCGCCACCUCCAUCCCUCACAAUGGGGUCACAGCAAACAGCCUUGCCCAGUGCAGCAGCCGAAUGCUCAUGAUUCAGUAGGAAGAUCCCUUGCGGUUCUGGUGGUAGCCCGUCUUAGCGUGAAUUCCACAGGAGCAAGCCUUGCACGAGCCAGGAACACACUGACCAUUUUCGACAUCCUCCUCCGCCCUGUUCGCAUUGAUUUCGUCCUCCGGGUCUUCGGAUACUAGCUCCCCAUCGACUGCAUGCAGCUGUUCCGCAAAAUCCCCUAUGUCCAGCCAAGGUAUCGAGAGGAUUCUUUCCCAAACCUCUGACUCCUGCGUUCCCAUAUCCUCUGGCCUCUCACCAAUGUUCUCCUCAUCCCAGGCGCCCGAUGCAGCUGCCAUGCCAACUCCUGUGUCUAUGUCUUCGGCCCUAUGCCCUUCAUUUGUCCGUGCCAGGAUGGCUGUCCAAUCGAAUGGGAGGGUACCAGUUCCCCACGAAGAAGGCGUUGAGACAAGCAUAGUCGUUCCCCUUUGUGAACGUGGAGGCACUGGGCCCCCCCCUGUACCCAUAGUGCCCAUGCCCAGAUCCAAAAAUAGAUUGCCUGCUCCACGUCCGCCUGGGUGCCUGGCACCACCCAACGUCGAAUCCGCAUACCCGCCACCGCUCAGAAACAUGUUCCUGCAUGGUGGUAAACCAAUUUCUAUGUCUCCCAACCAUCCCGCCCCCGGCUGUCUGGCCCCCACGCUUGUGCCAGCAACCCCCAUCCCCUGCCCUGCAGCACACCCCUCUGUGCCCUGCAACGUCUGGAAGGGUGAUCCAUGCCUGCCCGCGUGUGGUACCCCCCCCAUCCCUGCGCUGGUGCCGCCGCCGCUCACCCCACCCUCGCAUUGAGCAUUCACCCCGGGGCUACCACUUGGACUGUUAGAGCUCUGCCAGCGUCCAAAUGGGGAUCCACACUCGACGACCGAUAAUGCCCCCCCACCUCCCAUGCUUGUGCCAGCUACUCCCGCCCCCCGCCCAGCAGCACACCCACCGGCGCUCCGGCUUUUCUGGAAGGGUGAUCCACGCCCGCCCACGUGUGGUGCUCCCCCUAUCCCUGCGCUGGUGCCGCUGCCACCCACCCCAUCCACGCAUUGAGCAUUCCACCUAGGGCUGCCAGCAUCCAAACGGGGAUCCACGCUCGAUGACCGAUGGUCCCCACCAACUCCCACGCUUGUGCCAGCAAC
This is a messenger RNA of Closterium sp. NIES-67, 2812 nucleotides long. Lineage: Eukaryota; Viridiplantae; Streptophyta; Zygnematophyceae; Desmidiales; Closteriaceae. The record is from the annotation of a GenBank genome assembly.